Dendroctonus ponderosae (mountain pine beetle) is the source of this 490-nucleotide messenger RNA. RefSeq names its product 60S ribosomal protein L30 (gene RpL30). The transcript is spliced from 3 exons. Gene Ontology annotation, molecular function: RNA binding; structural constituent of ribosome. Gene Ontology annotation, cellular component: cytosolic large ribosomal subunit. The record is from RefSeq and is a predicted model, not a curated record. The coding region runs from base 113 to 463 and encodes 116 amino acids. NCBI's taxonomy places the organism in Eukaryota, Metazoa, Arthropoda, Insecta, Coleoptera, Curculionidae.
AGUUUGGCAAUGCUGGUCUGUCAAAACUUGAACUGUCGUUGUCAAUACGGCGUUAGUCCUUUCUUGAAGUACAGCAAUUUGUGUAGCACGUGGAACGUGAAAGAGAGUCACAAUGGUCGCGCAGAAAAAACAGAAAAAAGCAAUUGAAAGCAUCAACAGCCGUCUGGCUUUGGUGAUGAAGUCUGGAAAAUACUGUUUGGGGUACAAGCAGACUUUGAAGACUUUAAGACAGGGCAAAGCCAAGUUGAUCAUUAUAUCUAACAACACCCCGUCUUUGAGGAAAUCAGAGAUUGAAUAUUACGCUAUGUUGGCCAAAACUGGUGUCCAUCACUAUACGGGCAACAAUGUGGAAUUAGGAACCGCAUGUGGCAAAUAUUUUAGGGUUUGUGCCAUGUCAAUCACCGACCCUGGAGAUUCCGACAUAAUCAAGACGAUGCCAGCUGGCGAUGGAGCUCCUCAAUAAGUCAUCCAAUAAAAAUAAUUAAAGUUA